This is a messenger RNA of Octodon degus (degu), 1235 nucleotides long. RefSeq names its product cell division cycle associated 7 (gene Cdca7). The record is from RefSeq and is a predicted model, not a curated record. NCBI's taxonomy places the organism in Eukaryota, Metazoa, Chordata, Mammalia, Rodentia, Octodontidae. Gene Ontology annotation, cellular component: nucleus. Gene Ontology annotation, biological process: regulation of DNA-templated transcription.
CCGCGGCUUCGGCUCGGGCUCGGUGGCACCGCGGUGUGCGCCUCCUUCGCGGUGUCCUCUUCCGCGCAGCUUAGCUUGGACGCCCGCCGCCGGCAUGGAGACUCGCUGCGUGCGGGAAAAGGGACUCAGAGUAAAGAACGUAAAGAAAUUCAGAUAUAUGAAGUUGAUUUCCAUGGAAACGUCGUCAUCCUCUGAUGACAGUUGUGACAGCUUUGCUUCUGAUAAUUUUGCAAACACGAGACCACAGGCAGCCCAUGAGGGCUGCAGGACCCGCAGCCAGGGCAGACGCACGGGCCCUCUGCAGGGCAGAUCCUCGGGCCCUCUCCGGGUGGCCAUGAAGUUUCCGGUCCGGGUGCGCAGUGCCAGGGGAGCAGCUAACACAAAAGCCGCGCCCCCCGCCCCCCCCCAGCCCUCGGACAGUUCUGCCGCCAGUUCCAACUCAGAUUCAGAAGAUGAAAGCGGCAUGAACUUUCUGGAGAAAAGGGCCUUAAAUAUAAAGCAAAACAAAGCCAUGCUUGCAAAACUCAUGUCAGAAUUAGGAAGUUUUCCUGGCUCCUUCUCUGGAAGACCUCUCCCGGGCCCCAGAUCAGUAAGUUCCAAGAAGCCUCGAAGGCGGACCUUCCCAGGUGUGGCUUCCAGGAGGAACCCUGAGCGGAGGGCCCGGCCGCUGACCAGGUCCAGGUCUCGGAUCCUGGGGUCCCUUAGUGCUCUCCCCACUGAGGAGGAGGAAGAGGAGGAGGACGACAAGUACAUGCUUGAUGAUGACAUCCCCAGAGGUCGCCGCCCAGGAUCCAUGACCCUUCCACAUAUAGUUCGCCCAGUGGAAGAAAUCACAGAGGAUGAGUUGGAGAAUAUCUGUAGCAAUUCCCGAGAGAAGAUCUACAACCGCUCACUGGGCUCUACUUGUCAUCAGUGCCGUCAGAAAACUAUUGAUACCAAAACAAACUGCAGAAACCCGGAGUGCUGGGGCAUUCGAGGCCAGUUCUGUGGCUCCUGUCUUCGAAAUUGCUAUGGCGAGGAUGUCAGGGAUGCAUUGCUGGACCCGGACUGGCACUGCCCACCGUGUCGAGGGAUCUGUAAUUGCAGUUUCUGCCGCCAGCGAGAUGGACGGUGUGCAACUGGGGUCCUUGUGUACUUAGCCAAGUACCAUGGCUUUGGGAAUGUGCAUGCUUACUUGAAGAGUCUGAAACAGGAGUUUGAAAUGCAAGUACGUGAUACCUAGAAGACUGGCCGCC